GUAGCUGAAGUUGCCAUGUUGCUGAAGUUGCCGUGUGUCCAACAGGCUCGCCUAGCGAAGCGCGACAGGAAGCUGGUGGACUUUGACAGCGCCCGCCAUCACUUCGCCUCCUUGCAGAAAGGGAAGAAGAAGGACGAGGCCAAGAUCGCCAAGGCGGAGGAGGAACUGGGCCGGGCUCAGAGGAUCUUUGAGGAGCUGAACGUGGAGCUGCAGGAUGAGCUCCCGGUUCUGUGGGACAGUCGUGUUGGCGUCUAUGUUGGCACAUUCCAGAGCCUGGCAGGACAUCAGGAGAAGUUCCACAGAGAGAUGAGCAAGCUGAGCCACAACCUGAACGACAUCAUGACCAAACUGGAGGAGCAGCAGCAGCUCAAAAAAGACGCCACUGCAGCCGCAAAGAAAGGCGGCUCAAAGAGUGAGGAAGCCAACCACAGCCAGGCCAGCAGCCCGGCUCCAAAGAAGCCCGGCCCGCCGCCCAGCCGGCCUCCUCCCAGACUCUCACCGUCUCCAGACCCAAAGCAGCAGAUCGCCGCCCUGCUGGAGGACGAGGCUGCAGCUCCAGACUCUGACUCAGACCCGACCAGCACAACGCAGCAGAGCUCUGUGACCAACGGCGCUGAUGCUGAACUUCCUCCAGGGUUCCUCUACAAGGUGAAGGCAGUGCACGAGUACACGGCAACGGACAACGACGAGCUGGAGCUGAAGGUCGGAGACGCCGUCCUGGUUUUGGCUUUUGAUAACCCUGAGGAACAGGACGACGGCUGGCUGCUGGGCGUCAAGGAGGCUCACUGGUUCCUCAAGAAAGAUAUUUCAGCCAAAGGGGUUUUCCCUGAGAACUUCACCCAGAAGGUCUGAUGGUGGCGCUGCAGCUCAUCCCCAACCUGAAGCUCCUCUUCAUCCCUGAUGUCAGCGGUUAGCUCUGAAAGCUACAUCAUGGCAAACAGCGAUGGAGACCAGUGCCUGUCCACACCUUUCUGCAAGCCUCUAGCUCUUCUUCUGCAAGUUUCAACAACUUUUUAGUAAAUUUGUUCAAGAAAAUGAAAAUAAACAGAUGUAAUAAAGAA
This is a messenger RNA of Xiphophorus couchianus (Monterrey platyfish), 1061 nucleotides long. RefSeq names its product myc box-dependent-interacting protein 1-like. The record is from RefSeq and is a predicted model, not a curated record. The coding region runs from base 16 to 852 and encodes 278 amino acids. Gene Ontology annotation, cellular component: synaptic vesicle; cytoplasm; plasma membrane. NCBI's taxonomy places the organism in Eukaryota, Metazoa, Chordata, Actinopteri, Cyprinodontiformes, Poeciliidae. Gene Ontology annotation, molecular function: tau protein binding; phospholipid binding. The transcript is spliced from 10 exons.